AUGCCCGCGACGCUCGCCCUCCCCGCGCUCGCGUCGCGCGCGACCGCGCGCGGGGCGCCGCGGCGCCGCGCCGCGACGACGCGCGCGUCGCGCCGCGGCGCGUCCGAACGCGUCGUCGCCGCCGCCGCCGCCGGCGCGUCCGACGACGAUUCGAGCGAGCGAACGAACGCGAAAGCGAACGCGAAAGCGAAAGCGGGAGCGCCCCCUAAAGCCGUCAACGUGUGGGAGCGGCGGAACGUCCGCAUGUGGGACGUCGAUCUUGAGGCGGAGUUCGAGAGGCAGGACAAGGCGAAGCGCGACGCGGCGAAGCGCGAGGAGAUCAAGGCGGCGACCGGCCUCGGGUUCGCGUCGCGGAACAUGUUGGACGAUCCGACCGUCGAUCUCUCCGCGCGAUUGCGACCGAAGAAGAAUAAGAAGAGCGACGGCGACGGCGACGGCGACGGCGACGGCGGCGCGAAGAAGCCCGCGUACGUGCGCGUCGUCGGCGGCGUCGGCCCGGACGCGCCGCCGAAGCUCCUCAAGGGCGACGUCGACGACCCGGGAAGCGCGUCGUCGCUGUCCGCCAUCGAUCUCGCGACGACGAAAAAGGAGAAGUCCAAGUACGACCUCGACGGGUGGAACUACGCGCCGACGAAGGCGCGUUCUAGUUCUGCGGAGCAAAAACGGUGGCAGCGCGAGUGGGAGAAGGGCGAGGCGAUCCAGGCGAAGAAGAACCCGGUGUACGCGAAGAGCAAGUUCAGCACUGCGCAGAUGCGGAAGCUGCGGCCGAAGGACCUGAAGCCCGUGGUGCCGGGACGGGAGCUGACCGAGGCAGAGAAAGCGGAGCGGCGAAGAGCCGCGGAUGACUCGUACGAGCGGGUGAAGCAGGCGCGUUCGCAUUCGCACUGGUCCCCAUACGACCCCGUCCGCGUGGUGAACGCCAAUCUUCUGCUCACGACGGCGGGACUGUGCGGCAGCGGGACCGUCGCGGCGUUCUUCGUCGGCGGCGUGCCGCUCGGGAGCUCGUUCGCGUUCGGGUCCGCGGGCGCGCUGUUCUACGUCAAGCUUCUCGCGUCCAAGGCGGAGGCGGGCGGCGGCGGGCAGGGCGGCCCGCCGUCGAUCCUCGUCCCGGUGAUUUUAUUCAUGGCUCUGAACCGGUGGAACACUUUUUUCGCGGAGGACGUCGGGCUCGCGCUCUCGCCGAUACCGAUGCUCUUGGGUUUCUUCACGUACAAGCCCGCGAGCGUGUUCCAGGCGUUCAGGGACGUCAUGGAGGAGGAGCAGAAGGACGGCGAGGGAGAAGACGAGUGGGUCGUGGACGAGUCGCGGUGAUCGAACAUCGAACUGAUUUUUAAGGUUUUGGUUUUUGCGACUGCCUUCGCCCGCGCCGUCGUCGUCGACUCCUCCCCACUCUCGCAUGCAUUUCCUCUCCCUCCGUCCGCGCCGCGCCGCUAGUUCCCUCCUCCUAACAGCCCGUUGCUGUACAUGAACCCCGCGGUGAGCAUCACCAGCACGGCCGCCGCCUGCGCGGCGAAUCUCAUCGACGCGCUCAGCGUCUCGCGCCCUCCCGGGACGUUGACGUCGGCGUCGUCCGCCUCGCUCAGACCUGACUCGAGGAAGCCUCUGUAGUACCGCUCGUCGAGGUUCUCGCGGUCGAUGCGUUCUUUCGCGCUCGCGGCGCUAAGGGCGUCCGGGGCCUUCUCCCGCGUCUCCGCGGCGUCGUCUUCAGACGCGUCGGCGGCGGCGACGACGACGACGCGGGAGGACGCGCGUUUACGUCGCGAUCGCGCGACGACGACGACGAGGUUCGACGCGCGCGGACGGCGCGGGGCGACGACCGCGGCGUUGACCUCGCGGGCGACGCCGCGAGCGGCGACGACGGCCGCGCGCGGCGUCGGCGUCGGCGUCGACGUCGACGCGCGCGGCGGCGAGAUGCGGCACGUCAUCGUGUCGUGCCGCGCGG
Molecule: messenger RNA, 1942 nt
Organism: Micromonas pusilla CCMP1545
Lineage: Eukaryota; Viridiplantae; Chlorophyta; Mamiellophyceae; Mamiellales; Mamiellaceae
Exons: 3
Coding region: 1-1311 (436 amino acids)
Source: RefSeq, a predicted model, not a curated record